AUGAUCCUCCAAUCGGUUCCGAGUGAAGACUACGACGAGGAGGAAAACGGGCUUGUGUCCAACAGCCCUCGUCCGCCCGCCACAAGGAAGCUCCCGCUGAAAGCGCGGCGGGUUACAGCUGCGGACCACCGAAUAUCGGAGGAGGACGAGGCCAGUUGGAAGCUGGUGGCUCUUGGUAUUUGUUGCUUCCUCGGAGUGGUCGCAGUGGGCGCGUCGCUGGCCGUGCUGUCCCGAGUGGGGCAAGAUGCUGGGGGAACCUUGCAGGGGACCCUUGGCAAUGGAGCCACAGGAGUGAAGCCGGUGCUCGCCAUCUUUGGCUUCACGAUACUUGGGGAGGAAAGCGCAGAACAAGCGCUGCCUACUAACAACGCCGUCGCCUGGGUGGCCGCCAGUCUUCUCAAGGACCACGGCCAUCUGUUGCUGUCUCCGUACGCAAAAGGAGAGCCAGCUUUCGCCAUGCCCGAGGGGAGUGCUACAAAGGGCUCCUACAUCCCGGACGGUGAAUUGGUGCAGAGCUGGCGCCCCGCUGGUGCUGGCCGCCUCCUGAGAGCAAAGGCUUCUCGUACGAGCGCACUGAGAGCUGUUGUGGUGGGGCCCAUCUCGGAGAUCCUCCAGGCACAGUACGGUCUUGCCGCACCGGCUGUGCGGGCCACCAGCGCGCAGACCGCGGCGGAUGCGUUCCUGGACCUGCGACAAAUCCUCCAAGAGGCUGGUGGUGGUUCGUCAGAGGACGGAGCAACCGAGGCACACUUGGUUCUCGUCGCGCAUCCACAUCAGUUGCCCUACCUGGCUUUGAUUGCCGUGGCUUCGGGCUUUCGCAGAGUCGCUUUGCUCGACCCGCAGCUCUUCGAGGCUGUGCCUUGGCGGACCUUCGGCUGCAGCCGGCUCGGAUAUGGGGGCGGCGGCGCCGCAGCGACGGUCGCCUUGGACCAGGAGGCCCACCGCUUCGAGUCCUAUGCUGGCCAGUUGAAGGAGACGGAGCCGGAAAGGCUGCAACGAUUACAGCCACUCAUCGAAGCCGUCAACGCGACGCUCGACUUCCACCGCUGCGUGGCACGGCAGGCAGUGCUGCCUGGUGCAGUGAGAGCCUGCGCACAAAAGCCGUAG
Molecule: messenger RNA, 1107 nt
Organism: Symbiodinium necroappetens
Lineage: Eukaryota; Dinophyceae; Suessiales; Symbiodiniaceae
Source: the annotation of a GenBank genome assembly